This is a messenger RNA of Coffea eugenioides, 1971 nucleotides long. RefSeq lists its product as uncharacterized. NCBI's taxonomy places the organism in Eukaryota, Viridiplantae, Streptophyta, Magnoliopsida, Gentianales, Rubiaceae. The transcript has 2 exons. Gene Ontology annotation, molecular function: nucleic acid binding; RNA-DNA hybrid ribonuclease activity. The coding region runs from base 1 to 1971 and encodes 656 amino acids. The record is from RefSeq and is a predicted model, not a curated record. Gene Ontology annotation, biological process: DNA integration.
AUGCGCACACCGGGCAAGCAGCCAAAACCUUACAGACCCCAAAAAACUACCAAGGCCACCCAGGCCCGAGAAGCAGCAGAGGUCUUACAAGCUGGAGACGCUGCCGAGGUUGCCGAGGCCAUCCAGGUAGUGGAGGUCGGUCAGUCCAAAGAGACAGCUGAGGCCGAGCAGGCCGAAGAAGCUGCCGAGGCCGGGCAGGCCGGAGAAGCAGCUAAGGCCAAACAGACCCAAGAAACUGCCGAGGUCGGACAGGCCGGAGAGGCAGCGGAGGUCGGGCAGGCAUUAAACGUUGCCGAGGUCAAGCAUUCUGGAAAAGCAGUCAAGGCUGAACUGGCCAAAGAGAUUGCCCAGGCCGGGAAGGUUACUGAGGCUGCGGGACGAGCUGAUCCCACCUGGACAUUGUACGUGGACGGCGCGUCAAGUAAGGAAGGAUGUGGUGCCGGGCUCCUCUUAAUCAGCCCUACUGGGGAGGAGCUGCCCUACGCACUGAGGUUUGAUUUUAAAGCUUCUAACAAUGAAUCAGAGUACGAGGCUCUGAUUGCAGGGAUGGAGAUGGCCCGGAAAUUAGGGGCUAGAUCGAUAAAAGCCUAUAGCGACUCGCAGCUGAUAGUGAACCAGGUAUGGGGAAGCUACGAGGUCAAAGAGGGGACACUGAGAAAGUACGUAGCCAAGACGCGGGAACUCAAGGGCCUGUUCGAGCAGUUCGCGCUUGAGCAGAUUCCGCGGAGCCAGAACAAGAGGGCUGACGCCCUGUCUAAACUGGCAUCCACCUCGGUUGGCAUCAUAGGUCGGGAAAUACAGGUGGAGGUCAUCAGAAGUCGGGCAUAUGAACAGUUCAACACCGCAGUCAUUCAGGUGGUGAGCUCGUGGAUGGAUCCCAUUGUCCAGUACCUAGCUCAUGGGGAGCUCCCACCGAGCAAGGUAGAAGCCCGCAAAAUCCUCCUUAAAUCGCAGAAGUACGUGCUCACGCACGGAGUCUUAUACAGGAAAUCUUACCUGCAACCCUGGUUGAAGUGUGUAAUGCCCGAGGAAGGGAGCUAUGUCUUGCGCGAGUUGCAUGAAGGCAUAUGCGGCAAUCACGUUGGCCCAAGAGUAUUAGCCAAGAAGGGAAUGCUGGCUGGCUACUAUUGGCCCACCAUCUUCAGGGACUCGGCCGAGCUGGUAGCUCGGUGUGGCUAUGAACACUUGGUGGUAGCCAUUGAUUACUUCACCAAGUGGGUAGAGGCCGAGCCCCUCAACACAAUUAGUAGCAGGUCGAUCCAGAAAUUCCUUUGGAAAAGCAUAGUCUGCCGAUUUGGCAUACCAAGGGCUCUCGUCUCGGACAACGGCAGGCAGUUCGCUGACCACUCUCUCCAGGAAUGGUGCACGGAGCUCGGCAUCCAGCAACACUUCACUUCAGUGGGGCACCCCCAGGCCAAUGGGCAGGUCGAGAAUGUUAACAGAACCAUCCUGCACGGCCUGAAGACAAGAAUAGAGUCUGCCCGAACUAAUUGGCUGGAGGAGCUGCCUACCAUACUAUGGGCUUACCGAACAACGCCUCGGACGGCCACCCAAGAAACCCCGUUCGUCCUGACAUACGGGAUCGAGGCAGUGAUCCCAGCAGAAAUUGGAGUACCCUCGGGUAGGGUGCAACACUUUGUGGCUCAGGAUAAUGAGGAAGAGAUGCGGCUGGACUUGGACCUGUUCGAGCAUCGAAUGGAAGAAGCGGCUAUAAGAAUGGCUAAGUAUAAGGGCCAGGUCGCACGCUACUACAAUGCCAGGGUAAGGCACCUCUCUUUCAAGCCAGGGGACCUGGUAUUACGCAAAAAUUUCGUGAGCCGAGCUGUGGGCACGAGUAAGUUAGACCCAAACUGGGAAGGUCCCUACGUGGUAAGGGAAGCUGACCGAGCAGGUUAUUGUAAAUUAGCUCGCCUGGAUGGAGGUGAAGUCCCGCGCACCUGGCACAACUCAAAUUUAAGGCUUUUUCUUUAA